UCGCGGGCCGAUGACGCGCAGGCGGAGCCGCUACUUCCUGGAUCCGCCGGCCGGGGCCGCUGCCGCACCCUGCGCCGGAGCCGGGAACCUGCGGCCGUCGCCAUGUCCCACCAGACCGGCAUCCAAGCAAGUGAAGACGUCAAAGAGAUCUUUGCCAGAGCCAGAAAUGGGAAAUACCGACUUCUAAAAAUAUCGAUUGAAAAUGAGCAACUGGUGGUCGGGUCCUGUAGUCCGCCUUCAGAUUCCUGGGAACAGGAUUACGAUCCCUUUGUCUUGCCCCUGCUGGAGGACAAGCAACCGUGCUAUGUGUUAUUCAGGUUAGAUUCUCAGAAUGCCCAGGGAUAUGAGUGGAUAUUCAUUGCAUGGUCUCCAGAUCAUUCUCAUGUUCGUCAAAAAAUGCUGUAUGCGGCAACAAGAGCAACUCUGAAAAAAGAAUUUGGAGGUGGCCACAUUAAAGAUGAAGUGUUUGGAACAGUAAAGGAGGACGUAUCACUACAUGGAUAUAGAAAGUAUCUUCUCUCCCAGUCUUCUCCUGCCCCUCUGACUGCAGCGGAGGAAGAAUUAAGGCAGAUUAAAAUCAGUGAGGUACAAACUGACGUGAGUGUGGACACAAAGCAUCAGACACUACAAGGAGUAGCAUUUCCUAUUUCUCGAGAUGCCUUCCAGGCUUUGGAAAAACUGAGUAAGAGACAGCUCAACUAUGUGCAGUUGGAGAUAGAUAUAAAAAAUGAAACAAUAAUUUUGGCCAACACAGAAAAUACAGAACUAAAAGAUUUGCCAAAGAGGAUUCCCAAGGAUUCAGCACGCUACCAUUUCUUUCUGUAUAAGCAUUCCCACGAAGGAGACUACUUAGAGUCCGUAGUUUUUAUUUAUUCAAUGCCCGGAUACACGUGCAGCAUAAGAGAGCGGAUGCUGUAUUCCAGCUGCAAGAGCCCUCUGUUAGAUAUUGUAGAAAGACAACUGCAGAUGGAUGUGAUCAGAAAGAUUGAGAUAGACAAUGGGGAUGAACUGACUGCAGAUUUCCUGUACGAUGAAGUCCAUCCCAAGCAGCAUGCACAUAAGCAGAGUUUUGCUAAACCAAAGGGUCCUGCGGGAAAGAGAGGGAUUAGAAGAUUGAUUAGGGGUCCAGCGGAAGCAGAAGCCACUACUGAUUAAAAUUGUCUUAUUAAAUGUUGCAAUAUAGUUUUGUAAGAUUUCCAGCUUUUAGUACAAGGAGAACUGAAAUCAUUCCAUGUUGAUAUAGUUGGGAGGAAAAUUGUA
Molecule: messenger RNA, 1260 nt
Organism: Rattus rattus (black rat)
Lineage: Eukaryota; Metazoa; Chordata; Mammalia; Rodentia; Muridae
Gene: Twf1
Product: twinfilin actin binding protein 1
Exons: 9
Coding region: 103-1155 (350 amino acids)
Biological process (GO): positive regulation of neuron projection development; regulation of lamellipodium assembly; actin filament depolymerization
Cellular component (GO): actin filament; myofibril; cytoplasm
Molecular function (GO): actin filament binding; actin monomer binding
Source: RefSeq, a predicted model, not a curated record